AUGUCCUCACAGGACGGAAGCGCGGACAUUGGAGAGCUUUCUUCGACACAACAAGAAGCUCUUCAGACGUAUAUGAAUGUCACCGGUCAGGAACCAGAUGCCGCUGUUCCAUUACUGCAACGAUCACAAUGGAAUGUUCAGAUUGCAAUCUCCAAAUUCUUCGACGGUGAAGGCCCGGAUCCCGUCGAAGAAGCCCGCGCCGCAUUGAAUGCACCACAAGAGAUCCGCCGCACACAGAACCUCAUGUACGACAUUGACGAUCUGCCUCCGCGUGCCUCCUCAUCGACAUCGUCAUCUCGACCCGGCGGACUUGAACCUGCGCCUCGCAUUGACACUCAGCCGGAGGAUCAGCCGGCAUUUCGACCACCAUUUAUUUUGAGUUUACUCUUUUCUCCUCUUAAUCUUCUUUACCGUUUACUAUACAACUCGUUCCGGCUAUUUGGGACAUUGUUCCCUUUCCUACCACGAUGGCUGAACAUCACGACGAGUUCAUCCCCGCUGCAACAACGAAAUUUCACUACCAGUGGUCGAAGAGCGUUGGCACCGAAAGAUACCGCUGCUAGAUUUAUACGAGAGUUUGAGGAGGAAUACGGCAGUCAUUCUCUACCAUUUCUCGAGAAUGGAUACAACAUGGCGUUGGAAAAGGCGCAUCAAGAAUUGAAGUUCCUCGUCGUUGUGCUCCUGUCACCGGAACAUGACGAAACGAAUACCUGGGUUAGGGAGACCCUACUAUUCAGACAGGUAGUCGAAUACAUCAACGAUCCAAACAAUCAAAUCCUACUAUGGGGAGGUAACGUUCAAGACUCUGAAGCUUAUCAGGUUGCAAACUCACUCCGCUGCACUAAAUUCCCCUUCGCCUCCGUGAUCGUGCACACGCCCAACGCCGGCUCAAAUGCUAUGUCCAUCAUCGGCCGAAUACCGGGGAACACAAACCCAUCCGAAUUCCUCACAAAACUACGUACCGCAAUCUCCCAAAACAAAGAACCACUCGACCGUGUCCGAGCCCGGCGCACAGAACAACAAGCUUCACGCACCCUACGCCAAGAACAGGACUCCGCCUACGAACGUUCCCUAGCCCAAGACCGUGAACGAGCUCGCCAAAGACGCGAAGCGGAAGCCGCCCGACAACGCGCUGAAGAAGAAGCAGCUGCCCGUCUAGCGGCCGCAGAAAAACGAGCCGCCGAUCUCCAACAAUGGAAACGCUGGCGUGCGCAGAAUCUUGGCCCAGAACCUGCUGAAGAUAACACGAAUGCGAUCAGGGUUAGUAUUCGAUUACCUUCUGGAGAGCGCGUGAUUCGAAAGUUUGCCCCCGACGCGGAUUUGGAGGAAGUUUAUGCUUUUGUGGAAUGCUAUGAGGUUUUGACCGGUGGUGAAGGUGAUGAGGAUGAGAAGGAAGCUACAGCGACAGAACCGGUUGGAUUCGAGCAUAAAUAUGGUUUCCGUCUUGUCUCGCCCAUGCCCCGAACAGUCUAUGAAGUCGAAGCUGGCGGCUCAGUGCGAGAGCGGAUUGGCCGUGGAGGGAAUUUAUUAGUUGAAAUGAUCGAUGAUGAAGAUGAGGACUCAGAAGGAGAAAAUGGGGAUGUGGAUAAUGAAAAUUUAUAG
Messenger RNA from Talaromyces stipitatus ATCC 10500, 1602 nucleotides. RefSeq names its product UBX domain protein. The record is from RefSeq and is a predicted model, not a curated record. The transcript has 2 exons. Lineage: Eukaryota; Fungi; Ascomycota; Eurotiomycetes; Eurotiales; Trichocomaceae. Gene Ontology annotation, molecular function: ubiquitin binding. Gene Ontology annotation, cellular component: endoplasmic reticulum. The coding region runs from base 1 to 1602 and encodes 533 amino acids.